AUGUCAGGGUGGGAAUCUUACUACAAAAAUCAGGGUGAUGAGGAAGAAGAAGAACAAGAAGAGGGCCUUGAAGCAGGUGGAGAUUAUUCAUAUUCAGGAAGAGAUAGUUUGAUUUUCUUGGUUGAUGCUUCCAGAGCCAUGUUUGAAUCUCAGGAUGAAGAUGAGUUGACUCCUUUUGACAUGAGCAUCCAGUGUAUCCGGAGCGUAUACACCAAUAAGAUCAUAAGCAGUGAUCGAGAUCUCUUGGCAGUGGUGUUCUAUGGUACCAAGAAGGACAAAAAUUCAGUGAAUUUCAAAAAUAUUUACGUCUUACAGGAAUUAGAUAAUCCAGGUGCUAAACGAGUGCAGGAGCUUGACAAGUUUAAGGGGCAGGAGGGGAAGAAAUAUUUCCAAGACCAAAUUGGCCAUGGAUCUGAUUACUCCUUAAGUGAAGUGCUAUGGGUCUGUGCCAACCUCUUCAGUGACGUCCAGUUCAAGAUGAGCCAUAAGAGGAUCAUGCUUUUCACCAAUGAAGAUGACCCCCAUGGCGAUGACAGUGCCAAAGCCAGCCGGGCCAGGACCAAGGCUGGGGAUCUCCGGGACACAGGUAUCUUCCUUGACUUGAUGCACCUAAAGAAACGUGGAGGCUUCGACAUAUCCUUGUUUUACAGAGAUAUUAUCAGCAUAGCAGAGGAUGAGGACAUAGGGAUUCACUUUGAGGAGUCUAGCAAGCUUGAAAACCUGUUGAGGAAGGUUCGCGCCAAGGAGACCAGGAAGCGUGUGCUCUACAGGUUGAAGCUUAAACUCAACAAAGAUGUAGCGCUCACUGUUGGCAUUUAUAAUAUGGUCCAGAAGGCUUACAGACCUUCUCCAGUGAGGCUUUAUCGUGAAACCAAUGAACCAGUGAAAACCAAGACCCGGACAUUUAAUGUAAAUACAGGCAGUUUGCUUUUGCCUAGUGACACCAAGAGGUCUCAGAUCUAUGGGUGUCGCCAGAUUGUAUUAGAGAAAGAGGAAACAGAAGAGCUUAAGCGGUUUGAUGACCCAGGUUUGAUUCUUAUCGGUUUCAAGCCCUUGAUGAUGCUGAAGAAGCACCAUUACCUGAGGCCCUCGCUAUUCGUGUACCCUGAGGAGUCCCUGAUAAAUGGGAGCUCAACCCUGUUCAGUGUUCUGCUCACCAAGUGCCUGGAGAAGGAGGUCAUGGCCGUGUGCAGAUACACGCCGCGCCAGAACGUCCCGCCUUGUUUUGUGGCCUUGGUGCCACAGGAAGAGGAGCUGGAUGACCAGAAAAUUCAGGUGGCUCCCCCAGGCUUCCAGCUCGUCUUCUUGCCUUAUGCUGAUGACAAACGGAAGGUGCCCUUUACCGAAAAAGUCAUGGCCAACCCAGAGCAGGUAGACAAGAUGAAGGCUAUUGUUCAGAAGCUCCGCUUCAAGUACAGGCGAGUGAUCUUUGAGAACCCAGUCUUGCAGCAGCACUUCAGGAACAUGGAAGCCUUGGCGCUGGAUUUGAUGGAGCCUGAGCAAGCAGUGGACCUGACAUUGCCCAAGACUGAAGUAAUGGAUAAAAGACUGGGCUCCCUCGUGGAUGAGUUUAAGGAACUUGUCUACCCACCAGAUUAUAAUCCCGAGGGGAAAGUAACCAAGCGAAAACAAGAUGAUGAAAGUUCUGGAAGCAAAAGGCCCAAGGUGGAGUUGUCCGAAGAGGAGCUGAAGGCCCACGUCAGCAAGGGCACGCUGGGUAAGCUCACUGUGCCCGCACUGAAGGAAGCCUGCAGGAUGUGUGGGCUGAAGGGCGGGCUGAAGAAGCAGGACCUGCUGGAUGUCCUCACCAAGCACUUCCAGAAGGCCUGA
Rangifer tarandus platyrhynchus (Svalbard reindeer) is the source of this 1830-nucleotide messenger RNA. Lineage: Eukaryota; Metazoa; Chordata; Mammalia; Artiodactyla; Cervidae. The record is from the annotation of a GenBank genome assembly.